CUAGGGUUUUCUCAAUGGCCGUAUAUAUGAAAUUUUAGUGGCCAUUGAACGCAGAAGGAACGGAGUGACUGGAAUUGCCGAAGCGGGCGCAGAGAAAGAAUAAGGUAAGCCAUGAAGCACAACAAUGUUAUCCCUAGUGGGCACUUCAGGAAGCAUUGGCAAAAUUAUGUUAGAACUUGGUUCAACCAACCUGCUCGGAAAACAAGGAGAAGGAAUGCUCGUCAGGAAAAGGCUGUGAAAACUUUCCCUCGGCCUACUGCUGGACCACUUCGACCUAUUGUUCAUGGACAGACAUUGAAGUAUAACAUGAAAGUCAGGGCUGGCAGAGGCUUCUCUUUGGAAGAAUUGAAGGCAGCUGGCAUUCCAAAGAAGUACGCACCAACAAUUGGCAUUGCAGUCGAUCAUCGACGCAGAAACCGAUCCUUGGAGAGUCUUCAAGCCAAUGUGCAGAGGCUGAAGACUUACAAGGCCAAGGUGGUCGUUUUCCCACGACGUGCUCGCAAGUUCAAGGCUGGUGAUUCUACUCCUGAGGAACUAGCAACUGCCACCCAGGUCCAGGGCUCUUACAUGCCUAUUGGACUAGAGAAGGCACCAGUUGAGCUUGUGAAGGUAACAGAAGAAAUGAAAUCUUUUAAGGCCUAUGACAAGCUUCGUGUUGAGCGAACGAAUGCUCGUCAUGUUGGUGCUCGGUUGAAGAGGGCUGCCGAGGCAGAGAAGGAAGAGAAGAAGUAAAUGGUUCAAAAGUUUUAACUGUGCGCCCAUAUGUUUUGAAUGAAAAUUCAAGUUUGCUAGUGUACGGCGUGUUGAAAUUUGGUACCUUUUUCCCUGACUUAUAUGUUCAAACCUGUUCAAUUUUGAAAUGAUUAGAGAUUUUUUCUAUGAUGCA
Molecule: messenger RNA, 886 nt
Organism: Cucurbita pepo subsp. pepo (vegetable marrow)
Lineage: Eukaryota; Viridiplantae; Streptophyta; Magnoliopsida; Cucurbitales; Cucurbitaceae
Product: large ribosomal subunit protein eL13x
Biological process (GO): translation
Cellular component (GO): cytosolic large ribosomal subunit; ribosome
Molecular function (GO): RNA binding; structural constituent of ribosome
Source: RefSeq, a predicted model, not a curated record